AUGCAAAACGCAACUGCACAGCCAGACAGUCAACUACAUUCAGAUCCUACGGUUGAGCUAGAGACUUGCGGCAAUGCUUGCUGUCCGAUGGGAUACAAGUGUCAAGGCAGCGUUUGCCUGGCUCAGAGCAAAGCGGAGGCCGCCGCGAGUUCUUCCUCAUCGCCCUCGGCAUCGAGCAGCCUUCUACCGACGAGUACGAGCUCGCCACUCAGUACCACGACUUCCACAUCUGGUGGAACCACAAUCACUCCCAUUCCACUUGGAGGCGCCGUGGAGAACACCCACGACUCGGAUUCAUUCUCAGGCAAAUCCUUUGCUGCUGGCUUCGUACCUGGUAUCGCACUUGGCGCCAUACUAGCGGCAGCUUUGGUUCUGUGGCUUCUUCGACGAAAACGUUGCAACUCCAGAUCUUACAUCGAUGAGAAGCAUUUCUCCACCGGUCGCGAUACGUUGACAGAUUUGGGACCAGAUGUUUACCGGCGGCCCACCGUACAUGGAAGAUCGAUCUCUGAGCCGACAGUUGAUACCAGCUUGGGCCAUCGCACCGACUUCUACCAUUCAUCACCGCCUCGAGAGGAGGAAACCGGCAUGUAUGGUGGUCUUCAAGGCUACGCUGUGCACAUUCAAUCUCCAGCAAAGGCGCCUAUCACUCCAGCCAGCCAAGCUCAGGAAGCCGCAUCCAGAAGUAAAGUCUGGCUUUCUCAUUCACCAUUCAUGAAUCAGGUAUCGACACCAGUUCCAACGCAAUCGCCAGUCCCGGCGCACCUCAAACGAGGGACAUUGCACUUCCAGAUCAGCCCAGUACGAGCUCUCCGGAAGCAACGAAGCAUGCACUCUCUUCGACGCCAAAUGACGGACGCUACAACUCGCAGCAACUCAGGUCGAAGACAGCGAGCUGAUCUGAGUAGAACUGGAAGUGCCGAGACCAUCAAAGUCUUGAUGGAUACGCCUGACGUUUCGAGAAAUCCACAUCCAAGAACUCUACCCUCGGCGACUUAUCAACGACCGUCGCAGCCUCUGCCAUCGGCGAGUACCUGGCAGACAACAUCCAGCUCUGACGAUUCGACCCCCAUUGAUGAACAGCCAACCCAGGACGACUACACGCCCACUCGUCCCGGCCGCAACAGUCAAGUCGCCAACGUCGGCGCUACUCUUCAAAGCCCCUAUACGCCCAGCAACUAUCCCACCACAGAUCAGCACGAAAGAGAGCGAAAGAAGUUGGACGGUCUGCUUCCUCCAGGCAUGGCGGGUGAUAGAGACUCCGCUUGGAGGAACACUGCUAUGACGACUUUCAGCAGUAUGAUGGAGAAAGCUGGGCUGAGGAGGAGUAUGUUGGGUGAGGAGAAGGGCAAGGGGAAGGUUAUGAAGGAGAAAGAUUUGGUGAUGGGACCGGAUCCGAGGAAGUGGAAUCGGUGA
Molecule: messenger RNA, 1416 nt
Organism: Zasmidium cellare ATCC 36951
Lineage: Eukaryota; Fungi; Ascomycota; Dothideomycetes; Mycosphaerellales; Mycosphaerellaceae
Exons: 1
Coding region: 1-1416 (471 amino acids)
Source: RefSeq, a predicted model, not a curated record